AUCGAUUUCUGUGUACGGUGGUUACCGUAAACCCAAGCACAGCGGUGACACGAGUAUGAGCAUCUCGACUCAUGGCACCCUUACAAAAGAAGCAGCAGACUCUCUCCUCGUUCUUCAAGAAACCGACUUCGACGCCACCGUUUGCCUCGUCUCCGCUUCCCGAUGGCAACGAUGAUAUCUGUCUGCCCACGGCCAAAAGACGGAAGAUAUCGCCCAUCACCGACUUGCCACGUACUUUUCACGACGAAGAGAAUGGAAUCGACGAAGAGCCUGUGAGAACCUUGCGGCCGAUAGCUGCCAAUGGUCAAAUAAAUGCCACGACCGCAGUUGAGCCUCCAACCCCAGGCCGAACCUCGAAGUACAUCUUCUCAUCCUCGCCUCUACAGGAGAACCAUGAUGUCGAAGUGGUUGAUAAUGCCGAGAAGCGCCGCAGAGAGGAGCUUCAUCGGAAAUUCGUGAAGAAGUUGGGCAAACCUGAUAGCAUCGCUGAAAUCAAAAGGCGAAAUCGUGCAUUAGAAGAGGACACUGGCAACGACGAACAUGAAGAUGCAGAGGAUGAGCACGUGGAAGAGCCACCAAAGGCUUCAGCUCGGUCGAGAGUUGGUACGAAGAGGGGCGGCAACAAAUUGACACCAAUGGAAAAGCAAGUUAUCGAGAUCAAGAAGGCUCAUAUGGAUACUUUGCUGGUCGUCGAAGUUGGCUACAAAUUCCGCUUCUUCGGCGAAGAUGCCAGGAUAGCGGCCAAAGAACUGGGCAUCGUCUGCAUUCCUGGAAAGUUUCGAUACGACGAACAUCCCUCAGAAGCGCAUCUGGACCGUUUCGCCUCUGCCAGUAUUCCGGUCCAUCGACUGCACGUCCAUGUCAAGCGGUUAGUAGCUGCAGGUCACAAGGUGGGCGUUGUACGUCAGCUUGAGACUGCUGCCUUGAAAGCUGUUGGCGACAACAGGAACGCACCAUUCGUCCGAAAGCUCACGAAUUUGUACACGAAAGGUACCUACAUCGACGACAUUGAGGGUAUCGAGGAAGAUACCAGAGCCAGCCCCGCUCCUCAGUCUCCUUCGACUGGAUUCCUAUUGUGCAUGACAGAAAUCAAUGUCAAGGGCUAUGGCAACGAUGAAAAGGUCCAUGUUGGUCUUCUUGCUGUUCAGCCAGCUACUGGUGACAUUGUCUAUGACGAUUUCGAAGACGGUUUCAUGCGAAGCGAGAUCGAGACGCGACUUUUACAUAUCGCUCCUUGUGAGUUUCUAAUUGUUGGCGACCUUUCAAAAGCGACGGAGAAGCUGGUUCUGCAUCUGUCAGGGAGCAAGACCAAUGUAUUCGGGGACAAGAUCCGAGUUGAGCGAGUUGCGAAGGGGAAGACGAUGGCCGCCGAAGCGCACAAUCACAUAUCCUCGUUUUACGCCGAGAAGCUGAGAGCAAGUCAAUCUGACCAAAACAAAGCAGCGAAGAUAUUCGAUAAGAUCUUGGGUCUUCCUGAAAAUGUCUGUAUUUGUCUGUCGGCCAUGAUCAACCACUUGUCCGACUAUGGACUUGAGCAUGUCUUCCAGCUUACGAAGUAUUUCCAGCCAUUCUCUGCACGCUCACACGUGCUGCUGAAUGGCAAUACCUUGACGAGUCUCGAGAUUUAUCAGAACCAAACUGAUCACAGCACAAAGGGAAGUCUUUACUGGAUGAUGGAUCGGACGCACACGAAGUUUGGCGGCAGACUGCUUCGGAAGUGGGUUGGCCGGCCCCUUCUAGAUCGUCGACUGAUCGAGGAGCGGUUGGAUGCGGUCGAGGAAAUGCUUGACACCGACAAAGCAAUUGGCGUCGACAAACUGAGACGGGUCUUGUCCAAGAUCCGGACAGACCUGGAGAAGAGCCUUCUAAGAAUAUAUUACGGGAAAUGUGCAAGACCGGAGCUGUUGAACGUUCUUCAGUCAAUGCAGUUCCUGGCCACCGAGUUCGCAUAUGUGACUGACGCAGCUUCCACUGGUUUCGAGUCUCCCCUGAUCUCGUCAGCCAUGACUUCGCUGCCGCUGAUACUGACCGAAGUCCUGGCAUACCUUGAGAAGAUCAAUCUGCAAGCUGCAAAGUCAGAUGAUAAAUACGAUUUCUUCCAGGAUGCUGCAGAAACGGACGCCAUUACCGAGCACAAGAUGGGCAUCGCUAGUGUCGAGCAUGAUCUUGACGUGUUUCGCACAGCGGCGGCUGAAAAACUGGGCAAGAAGCGACCAAUCGACUAUGUGACCGUGGCGGGAAUCGACUAUCUGAUCGAAGUUGACAACAACUCUGCCACCAUCAAGAAAGUACCUGCAUCGUGGAUCAAGAUCUCGGGCACGAAAAAGUCGUCUCGAUUCCAUCCACCUGAUAUUGUCACACUCAUUCGAGAACGAGAUCAGCACAAAGAAGCCCUCGCAGCAGAGUGCGACAAAGCAUUCAAAGACCUACUAGCGGACAUCAGCACGCAAUACCAGCUAUUUCGCGACACGAUCCAAAGUCUGGCGACGCUCGAUUGUCUCCUGUCGCUAGCCAAUGUCGCGUCUCAACCCAGCUACGUGCGGCCAACCCUCACUGACCAGAUCAGGCUCGACGUCGAGGGCGCUCGGCACCCGAUGGUCGAGCAGCUCCUGAUCGACGCGUACGUGCCGAACGACAUCUCCAUCGCGCACGAUCAGACACGAGCCUUGUUGGUUACUGGGCCCAACAUGGGCGGCAAGUCCUCGUACGUACGGUCCGUGGCGCUGAUCAGCAUCAUGGCGCAGAUCGGAUCGUUUGUACCUGCCAGCUCGGCGACCAUGGGCAUCUUAGAUGCAGUGUUCACGCGAAUGGGCGCCUUCGACAACAUGAUGUCCGGCGAGAGCACGUUCAUGGUCGAACUCAGCGAGACGAGCGACAUCUUGAAGCUGGCUACGGAGAAAUCCCUCGUUGUGCUUGAUGAAUUGGGCCGCGGGACCAGCACGCACGACGGUGUCGCUAUUGCGGCGAGCGUGUUGGAUUACUUGGUCCGCGAGAAGCGCUGUCUCACGCUAUUCAUCACGCAUUACCAGAUGCUUGCACGGAUGGCGUCGGGAUUUCCGGCCGGUGAAUUGAAGAAUGUGCAUAUGCGGUUCACGGAGGAAGAUGAUGAGAAUGUCACGUUCUUGUAUGAGGUUGGCGAGGGCGUUGCCCAUAGAAGUUACGGCUUGAAUGUGGCGAGGUUGGCUAAUAUCAGCGAGUCGGUGAUUGAGGUUGCAAAGGGGAAAAGUGCUGAGCUUGAGACUACUACGAGGGCGAGGCAGAUGGCUGGGCUGGCAAGCGUGCUUGUUGGAGACAAGUCGAGCGACGCGGAUAGGCUGGACGCGGUCAUUGAGGGGAUCGAGAUGUUGUGAGUGCUGCACUUGUAGCGCUUGUGUCGACAGACGGUCUUGCUGGAGAAGGAGCAUUGGUAUUGCCCUCCUGAAGGACAAUUCGACAUCAAGAGAAGAUAGGGUUUAUGAGUCUGUAUUUGCAGUGAGUAAUAGUACGA
Molecule: messenger RNA, 3487 nt
Organism: Exophiala viscosa
Lineage: Eukaryota; Fungi; Ascomycota; Eurotiomycetes; Chaetothyriales; Herpotrichiellaceae
Product: DNA mismatch repair protein msh3
Exons: 1
Coding region: 72-3350 (1092 amino acids)
Biological process (GO): mismatch repair; mitotic recombination
Cellular component (GO): nucleus
Molecular function (GO): mismatched DNA binding; ATP-dependent DNA damage sensor activity; ATP binding
Source: RefSeq, a predicted model, not a curated record